AGCUCCCUUUGCAGACGAUAUUGUUCCCAGGAAAACAGUUCAAUAUGUUCCACAAAACCAAGAAGUUCUGAUGUGUUGACCUGUCACCUCAGACAAAGAAAUACUCCUUACUGGACAUCCUUUGUUAUUUACAAAAGAGAUGUUAUAAACGACAAGUUUGGAAAGUCUCACUUUAACUGGUGUGUAGAUGGAGCUAACUACCAUGUAUUGAGAACUGGCUGUUAUCCAUUCAUUAAGUUCCAUUGUACCAAAAGGCCUUAUCAAGAUCUGUACUCAGAAGAUCAAUUUAUCACAGUCUUGAAAAUCAUAAAUCUAGGUGUCCCUACACUGACGUAUGGCUUUGCAUCAUGGAUGUUUAGAAGAUUUGAAGAGGAUGUUAAAACUCCAAAAGGAGUUGUCAAAGUUUACUUCAUGAACAAGGAAGAUCCAAAUGCUGUUAGCUAGAUUGCCUGACACUGAGCCUUUUUACUGUAUGUGAUUUCACGUCUCAGUCCAGUUGUUCUAAUUGCACAGCAUAAUUUUGUAAUCCAGUUGAACAAAGGAACAAUGGUAGCCUAUACAUAUCAGUUGAGUUUGUUUUCUAUAGUUGUGUUGUUGGUUGUUGCCUUUCUUGUUGUAUUAACUUUGAUAAACUGGAUUAAGAGACUUUUUCAGUGGCUAGCAGGAAACACAGAAAAGAAAGUGAAACCUAAAGUAAAAGAAGAAGAAACAAAACCAACGAGUAUUGCUCAAAAUGAUGAUAAAGUGGACUAUGUUGUGAAUAAUGAAAUUCCAGAUUUAGAUCAGAAGAAAGGACUAUAAGGUUGUGAAUAGACUUGUAAUCUACAAACAAGUGGGAUGUUACCAUGGAUACUGUGAACUCAUAUAUUUUCAUGGUUACCAAUUAUCAAUUGUGUGAGGAAAUAUUGUAUUUUUGUAUUGAAUUUUGUUAAAAACUUUAUAUGAUUCACAAAUACCAAUGAUUUUUUGGAAAAUAAGCACCCCACAAAAUAUAAUUAAUGAUAAGCCACAGUAUUUAUUCAUCUUAACAGAAAUUCUGCAGAUUUAGAUCACGAGAAGGGACUAUAUUAAGGUUGUGAAUACACAUUUUGGCAUACAAUUACAUGCAUAAUACUUACAUGGAGAUACUUUUAGAAAAUCAUUCAACCUAACAGAAUUACUGUAUAUUAGAAAACAUUAUUGUGCAAGAAUAGCCUACCAGUACAUGUAAUAUUAAUAUUAUAUGCAAUCUUAUAGAAAAUGCACAAUAAGUAAUAUUUUAUUUCACAGAUUGCAUUUCAUUCAAUAAUUUUUUUAAAGAAUCAUAUUUGAGGGAUAUAAUACAUGUAUAACUUAAAAUAGGUGACUUUUUGAAAUUGAUAUUGGUGCUGUAUUUAUGUGUAUUAGAUUGGCCUUACGCAUCUCGUUUCUUUGAAAAUAAAAUCUUUGAGGGUUA
Molecule: messenger RNA, 1435 nt
Organism: Mytilus californianus (California mussel)
Lineage: Eukaryota; Metazoa; Mollusca; Bivalvia; Mytilida; Mytilidae
Exons: 4
Source: RefSeq, a predicted model, not a curated record